AUGUCAACCACUCAAUUCAAACGCCUUGUCCGUUUUGUUCCCCGCUCUGAUACGAGCUCCAUCUUGAUCGGGCAACCAGUCUCCGAAGAUGUCGAUGUUGGGCUAGCUCUUUUCAACGGCGAUGAGGUCGCCAUCGAAGUCUUCUCGGGAAACUCGAUCCUAAAUCCAGGAGAGAAGACAGGCGCGAAAGAAAUCAUUGAACGAGUCUUAUCGCCUUUGACAGCGAGUGAAGUAGGCACCGUUCGAUGCAUCGGUCUAAACUACAAGCAACACGCCGACGAAGUGGGAAUCACUGAUUUGCCAACCAUCCCAACUGUCUUUAUGAAGCCCAGCACGGCCGUAGGAGAUCCUUGGCCAGCGCCAACCAUUCUUCCUAAGUUGACACAGUUGGAUGACUGUGGAGACUACGAAUCUGAACUGGCCGUUGUCAUCGGCAAGACUGCAAAGAACGUGUCUGAGGCGGAUGCCAUGAACUAUGUGCUGGGGUAUACUGCCUGUAACGACGUGUCGAGCAGAACAAGCCAGUUUGCCCAGUCCCAGUGGUCGUACUCCAAAGGAUUCGAUGGAUCCUGCCCUCUAGGGCCUACCCUUGUGUCCACCGCCACAGUGCCAAAUCCUUCGAAGUUUCGAGUGCGAGGUUUAAAGAAUGAUGAGCUCUUGCAAGACUGCGGAGUAGACGAUCUUAUUUUCGCUAUCCCCAAAGUUGUGAGCUUCUUAUCUCAGAGCACCACAUUGCUUCCGGGAACAGUAAUCAUUACCGGUACACCUGCAGGAGUUGGAAUGGCAAAGUCUCCAAAGGUUACUCUCAAGCAUGGAGACCAGUUCAAGGUCGAGAUAAAACCUUAUAUCGGGACACUCAUCAACGUUUUCCAGAACGAGUAA
Messenger RNA from Fusarium falciforme, 882 nucleotides. Its product is annotated as Fumarylacetoacetate hydrolase. Gene Ontology annotation, molecular function: acetylpyruvate hydrolase activity. The record is from RefSeq and is a predicted model, not a curated record. NCBI's taxonomy places the organism in Eukaryota, Fungi, Ascomycota, Sordariomycetes, Hypocreales, Nectriaceae. Bases 1 to 882 code for a protein of 293 amino acids. The transcript is spliced from 6 exons.